This is a messenger RNA of Trypanosoma grayi, 249 nucleotides long. Its product is annotated as anaphase promoting complex subunit protein. Gene Ontology annotation, molecular function: ubiquitin protein ligase activity; zinc ion binding; cullin family protein binding. The record is from RefSeq and is a predicted model, not a curated record. Gene Ontology annotation, cellular component: nucleus; anaphase-promoting complex. Gene Ontology annotation, biological process: protein ubiquitination; positive regulation of mitotic metaphase/anaphase transition; anaphase-promoting complex-dependent catabolic process. NCBI's taxonomy places the organism in Eukaryota, Euglenozoa, Kinetoplastea, Trypanosomatida, Trypanosomatidae. The transcript has a single exon. Bases 1 to 249 code for a protein of 82 amino acids.
AUGGAGGUAAAUAUCAAGGGGGCACAUCUGGUUGCGCGAUGGCUAUGGGACUGCCGAGACGACACGUGCGGCAUCUGCCGCCAUCCCUUCGAGGCGUGCUGUCCGCAGUGCCGCUUCCCCGGCGACGACUGCCCGAUUCUCACGGGGAAGUGUACGCACACGUUUCAUAUCCACUGCAUCGAGCGGUGGGCGGAGCGCGAGGAAGGGAAUGCAGGUUGCCCCAUGUGCCGCCAGCCAUGGGAAUUCUGA